Messenger RNA from Arabis nemorensis, 177 nucleotides. The record is from the annotation of a GenBank genome assembly. NCBI's taxonomy places the organism in Eukaryota, Viridiplantae, Streptophyta, Magnoliopsida, Brassicales, Brassicaceae.
AUGCCGGCUGGCCCGUCUGACAUCUCUAAGGGUACGGAAGCUCUCCUCGUGAACUUUGUGGCCGAUGAAGAAGCGAUCUCUGAUACAUUGGAAUACAUGAAGGCACUGAAGUCCGAUAUUCUUGAUCGUAUUGCCUAUGAGAAGAAGAUGAUACAGAAAGACAAGAGGAGGAGAUGA